This is a messenger RNA of Fusarium verticillioides 7600, 7717 nucleotides long. RefSeq lists its product as hypothetical. NCBI's taxonomy places the organism in Eukaryota, Fungi, Ascomycota, Sordariomycetes, Hypocreales, Nectriaceae. The transcript is spliced from 2 exons. Bases 6292 to 7248 code for a protein of 318 amino acids. The record is from RefSeq and is a predicted model, not a curated record.
GUCUGAGGUUUCAUAAAACUCUACUUUUUCUUCUUCUUUUAGUAUGUACCUAUCUUCCAUUCUCUUCUCUGAUAAGCGCCAUUUUGUGCUCGGCACCGACUUUCGGAGCAAGGAAAAUUGAGUUUUAUUUUGUCUUUUCUAGCCCCUCAUCCCCUAAAUCUGCCACUCUUUGCCUUGCUUGUGCCGUUUGCCGUUUGGGGGGCGACGCCAUCAUUGCCCAUGGCGUUUCUUGGUAUGCAUCCGUGCAUGUUUUAAGAGGAGGGGGAGACUAAAUUGGUGCUACCCUUCAAACUAGGGAUUUAUUGCCCCAGACAACAUCACAACAGUCAAUGUCUUUCCAGAUCUAGAAACAUACGCACAUUGAAUGUAUUGAAUACGAAGUAGCCUACCAUAGCAUACCUAUGGUUGGUAACUUUAUUUCUCUAUAUUAAGGUUUGAUGAUGAUGCUAGUUCAUGCAUCAAAAUUGCUCCUUUGGUCUGUUUACUCCUUUUUCCUUUUCCAACGAGAAGCUUCCUCUGGUUUCUCUCACUUAUUCGCUCUCUCAAUUUACAGAGUAUGUAUACCAUCCGGAACAAGAUUGGGCCCGUUAUUAGAAGAAACAUGUAAACAACCCUCAACAUACAUGCAUACAUGCUCAACGCUAUGAAACGCCACUAAACAGCACAAAGACCAGGAUGAGAACAUGAUAUGCAGCACCAUCUCAGCUUCUGCAGUUCUCACACACUGAAUCAAUCGUGGCAACCUUGAAGGCUGAGCUGGCUUACUGCUGUAGUCUCUUCUGGAUGUCAUCUUCACAUCCUCGAGCUCAUCCAUCAACGUCAGCUUAUUGCCCCCUCACGCAUUGUGCAUGCGCGUGCAUACAAACACUUACGCGUCGUCCUAAAGUGCCUCCUCAGAGUGCCUCACUAGGACUUUUGGGUGGCCUUGUACGGAUAAACUGGAUUGGAUUGGAUCCAAUGCUUCCCAACAAAACAUCUUCCUUCUCCCUCGCCGCUAUUGGUGGAUGUCGGCUUCUAAUUCGGGGAGGUGUCUAGACAGUGCAACUCUACGAAACGCAGUGAUGCUUAGACGAAUACUGCUGUAGCUGUCUCUGGCAGCUCCUUUUUCUUCUCUUGACUUCAUCCUCACAUGCAGGGCCAGAUCAGCAUCACCGAUCAGCGGCUGCAUCAGUGCAUGCAUCAUCUCGUAUCCAGAGUAACGUGUUGUCGAGGCUUGAAAUCAGGCGAGUACGGCAUAGCACUUACUUAACCUCGCAUCACAUCAUGCCAACACCACAUAUGGAUCUCCAUUCCCCUAACAAAUCACGGUAUACCUACAUACUGAGUAGUAGAGAGGAUGAUCAAGUCUUCCUCUUCAAGCGAGUAGUGAUGUAUGAUAAUGACUGAGUACCUACUUACACAUAUAGCACACUCCGGUCAACCAUCAUUCGCACCAGAGUCAAUUCUCCCUUUCCUCAGAACCUCGAUCGAUAUCAAAUACUCGCUCACUUCUCGAUCUGUGACACAAUUCCCAUGUCGGCGUCCUAGCGUAGCCUUGUGGAGUUGAACAAAAAGCUUGGCUCAACAUAGAAAUCCUGCUAAGUUUCCUUGUGUGUUUGGCAAUUGCUUAUAUUAUACAGCGGGACUCAUUUGUCGUUCUCUUAAAAAAUCAUGCAAACAAAGGUCUUGUCAAAAAUUCCAUCAUGUAGUUAGUCACUGGGAUGGAAAUGUCUCUGCUCAGGACAGUAAAUGCAGGUCUAAAUACAUUAACAAGCAAACAAUGGUUACAUGCCUCAGAAAAGACAUCGCCUCAUGAGUCGUCAUCCCAUCGAGGCCGAUUCAUGAUAAUGGGUCUCGCAGGAUCCCACGGUCCUCGUAUCUCAUUCUUGUACUUCUGAAGCCCUAUCAGCCACCAGCUGCAGCCUCCUGUAGCCAGUAUGGCAAUGAGCAUUCCGACAAUCAUGCCCACUAGUCCACUCUUCCAUGGCCAUCCGACUGUGUUCUUAUCGUAUCCCAGGAUUAGGCCCACUCCGAAGCUUGCACCUAGGACCAGCAGAAUGGCAGAGAGGAUAUGGAAGCGCCAGCUUCGAUGUCGUACAUAACGCCGAAACACUGGAAACAACCCAAACACCUCAAUGCUGAAGAGUGUCAGACUGAAGACCUGCUUGGUCGAUGGUAGUCGGCUGGCGAGUACAGUCGAUGCCAUCAAAGCAGCAUUUGUGGAUAGCGAUGCUGGAAACUUGGCACCUACACCUCCAGAGUAGUCAAAAAAGAAGAUGUUGAUCGCGAGAAGCCAGAAGGACAUGGCCCAGAUGCUAUCGCUUGAUGUUGAUCGGGUCAGAGACUUGAGAAUAGGACUCAGUCCAAGGAGCGUGCAAUAGAUAAGAAUCGCAGACUUGACUGUCUCCAUCCUCUGUCGAUAUCGAUUUUCUUCUGCCAGGAGGGGUGGCGGUAGUUCAGGGAGAUGUUCCUGACUCGCUCGUGGAGUGUGUGCGAUGCCACUGGCCAGGGAGGUCGUCGAAGCAGACUGAGCUCGAUGUAUCGUACUGGGCGCAUGCAGAUUGGCUGUUGAACUCGCAGCCGAACCGACAGCAGAGGGUGCGGCGGUAGACGGCGCCGACUCGACCCGGAGCGGAGGUGGACGCCGGAUACUGCCCGUGCGGGUUGGUCGCCUUAGACUUCCAGUCCGACCGGCCCUUCCCAUCACAUUCGCUGCCACGCCAAGACUCGGGUCAUCCGUUUCUUCGAUUUCUGAUAGCCAGCGUUCCCAGAGGAUCCAUCCUACAAACGUAGCGAAGCUGCUCCAACUUGUGACAGCAACAGGAGACACGCGAUCCUGAAAUAUGCCAACAAAACAAACAACAAAGAUUAUGACUGAACAGACGUGCUGAAGGAUGACCGUAGAGUCAGCAACGAGUGGCCAGAAGUCAUAUGGCUUGAGACGAGGGUUGCGCUGGAGAUUCUCGAGGAAGGUGGCUUGAUCUGUGUAGUUAUCGGGGUCUGCAAGCUCGAUUGUUAGCUGCCAUUGUCCAAUACGGGGAUUUUCUGAGGCGUACACGAUUGCUUAACCCACAUCAGCUUCUUCCAUGGGCGUUUACGUCUUCGGCUCCGGCCUCGUGGCCCUCGAGGAGGCGACACAAAGGCAUCGUCAGGGGAAAGAUGAGAACGACCAAAGCCAUGGAGGGCCGAGUGGUCUAACGAGGGGAACGGCGUCUCGUCGUCGGUAGGGGGUGGCAUGCUAUCGAGAAGGCAUUGGAGUCUGGGUCCGGGUCCGGGUCCGGGAUCGGGAUGGGGGGGUUGACUUGGACCUGGACUUUUUGUUGGUGAAGUUGGAACCGGAGCUGAAGUUGGAGGCUGGUGUUGAUGCCAAUUGACACCUGUAAUGAGUGGGUCGCCCAGGGUUAGUGGGCUUGGAGAUCGUGCCGUAGCGUCAGUGUCUCCCGUCAUGGAAAUGGAUGGGAUGGAUCUACAAAGUUAGGCUAUAGACAAGUGCGUGCGCGAGCCCGUACGCAGUUGUGCUAGCUGUGUGAGCUUUGCUGUAAUUUGCUGUUUGGAGUACUGUACUGUGUGUAUGUACAGUAGGUGGCUAGUAAAACAUCCCAUGCUUUGAUAAGUUGAGAUGUGACGAACUUGCGGGCUUAUCGUCAUCUCUAGCUCCCACCGGAGGAUGUUGAUCCUGCAGCAGUACGAUAUUCGUAUACGUGAGGUACUAAGUACCUCCCCAGGUAUUGUCUCUGUAAUUUUGUACCUCGACUUUUGAGGUACCUGCUUCUCACUUCUAUCAGGCAGGAGGAUAACAGGAAGGAUGGAGUUGUCUUGUUAUGGUGGGGUCGGUGAUACACUUGCAGCUUCCCACUCGUCUGUAAGCUUGGAACUGCACAACUGACGGUGCAGUCACCACCACCUGGGCUCAGUAGCAGAAGUCUUCUCUCUCAUCUCCUCCCCUGUCGUCUCACAAAGUUGAAAUACAACCGCAACAAGCACGAUAGAAGAUGUACCGAUACACGAGCCGAGAGUCGAAAAGAAGCUUUGAUCAACCAUCCCUUGGGCCAUUUCACUACCCUACACAAGCAGAGUCAACUCAACCGCCCGACGACUCCUCAUCACUCGCAUGAUUUCACAAGCAGCACCUUGCAUUGCAGGAGGAGAGAGCACCACCGGAGAGAAAACUCAGGUCUGGCGGCUACAGUGCGAUCUUCUUGAUGGCAUUGGAUACCGAAAGUGACAACCCGGAGUGUACGCAGAUACGCAUGUACACCGAUGUUUCAAGCACAGCCAUCAGCCAUUCCAAUAUUGAGCACAUCACCGCUCUUCCUUUGAUCCACCACCCACCACCCACCAUCCCAUCCAGCUCGACCAGCCAGUCUGCCUUGGCAUAUUCAGUAACUUCUAACCGAGAAACUGGGUUGAUAUGCUAGACAUGGUUCGUGGAUAAGCAGCAUACAAUGAACCGUGCAGAAUGCAGGCCCUCCUCUCCCUGUCACACUUAUAAAACCACAUAAUUAUCUCCACUCUUCGAUAGCGACCACUUCGCGUCUGCCAGCCAAUGGAUUAGGUUAGCUCUCCCGAUCCUGAGAGAUCGAUUUGGAGAAAAACGUGGUCUCGGGACCCAGAACCAGCCACGCACCCGUACCUGCUGAUGUGUUGUUAUCGGAGAAAUUGGAUCUUGUUGACGGCAAAAUGGAAAUAUGAAAUUGGAACCCGUGCUAUUGACCGGCAUCCAUUCGCUCAGCCUUCACUCAUCACCGUCGCCAUCUGCAGUCAUCAAGGAUGCCCACUGCUUGUUGCCCCAAGUCAGAUCUCACUGCCAAUCAUAACCAGACUUGGUAAAGGCGUUCAUUCUUGGACUGUCCCAGAACCAGUUCACCGGCACCAAUCGCGUACUAUCCCGCCUCAAGUUAACAGACUCCACACGGGGUUACCCGACAUCCCUUGCAGGUUCCCGUCCAAGCCCUUCCGCCUCACUUCAAGCACAUUUUGUUAAGCCAACCAUACCGCUGGGUCCAUACCAAACUCUCAGUUUUCCUCUACAGUACUCCGUACGGAGUGUAGGAUCGGAAGAUGACUCGGGUUAUCCACCGCAACAAAGAGGACACAUCUUCAGAUUUCCAAUAGGAGAAGAAGAUUGAAGAUUGAAAACAAGCCUAGAAUGGAUAACCCAAUUACCUCGCUCCUUUGGUGUGUUGAGCUGAGCUGAAAGUGUCUGUUCGCGCGCUGACCCACGUUCUCGGACAACUGUCACCUACAAAUACUAGCCUCGUGAUAGACAAUCGACAUUCCCGGCAUCAUAAGCGGUCACCUCCAGCCUCCAGAUGACUGUAUGUAACUGGGGAGAUUGUACUCCGGGCUGAGGAAGUCCUGAUUCUGAUUGAUCUCUCCGGCCCUAGCAUCGCGUCGUAUCGGUCUUGCUCACUGGCAGGCUUUUGCGUUGUAUGCAGCCACGACUGGGAUAGUCUGCCACCGUCCAACUCACAUCAGGCCAUUAUCCAAGACAUAAUUCACUAACGCUAUAGACACACGAACUGAUCGGACGUCUCAAAUGCUGAGCGUUGUCUUUUUUGCUGUUUCGACUGCGUAUGCACACGACGAGAUAUCCUGCCAAACAUUUGAUCGAAAAAAACAGGACAGGACAAUAAAUCAUGUUUGAAGCAAGAUGAGGAGCUAAAAAGAGCGGCGAGGGGAAACGACGGGCGGCGUUGUGAGGCUUUUGCCAGAUUUGCUUUUUGCAAGACAAGUGAGAGUCAAGAGGUAAACAAGAAGCGCGAAAUGUUCGAUCAAGUGUGAUCGUCUACUUAACAUCUUGCACCAUCUGCGGCUCCCCCGGUCUCAUCACCACUUUGUUCCUUGGAAAGCUGCCUCAUUGGUAGACUGACCGAGACAUCAGAAUCCGCCAUGCAGCAUGCCGCCAUCGAGCCGCUGAGGGCGGUGUCGGUGAACCAUCCCGGUUUUAGUAGACUGUGACACAGUAUGUACAGCACAUAGUCUAUCUACUAUCUACCCUACUACCACCUCCUGUACAUACCUUACAUGCAUGCGUGCAUGCAUGUAUGCACCGCGUCCGACGAUGGCUUCACGAGGAUCAUUAUUUUCCCCGCCCCGGACGUGCCGCAAACGGUCAUGGUCCCCCCCCUACUUGUAGGUAUGACACCGUUUCCGUCUGUCCUCGUGAGAACCCCUGCUCUGGGGUUCGACACUAUAUACCCGACGUGAGAUUAAAACCGCCGCUGAUACCUCUUUGUUGGCGGCCAAAACUUUGAUGUCUUCUGCUGGUCUUUAUUCUCUGGAGUUCAUAUACUCCACCCUCUAUUUACUAUGAUGGACAUGUCUUCUUCGUCUCAUGACCUCGAAACCAUGUCGUCUUUGUCCCUCUCAACCUCAGCUACGACCGACUUCAAUUCUUUACCAACAGAACUUCGUCUCAAGAUAUGGUCACGGGCCAGUGAGCCCCGUAUCGUUUUGUACGGUGAUCUGGUUCAAAAGAGCCGGUCUUAUCCCUUGCCCACCGUUACACAACUCACUGCGGAAGCGCGAGAUGAAACUCGCGUCGGGUACGAACCAAUUGGUAAUGGAUCAUUCUUCGACUUCUCCAGGGACAUCCUCCUCUGUGACCACAGGAUCACCGAUCAGGUGACCGACCAGUACCUGGAUGGUCUUGCCCCGCGGAUACGGCGUCUUGUCUUCUGGGACUGCUUCCCUGAUGAUGGACGGGUGGAGGGACCCUAUCACUAUUCUGUCUAUCUAUCGGCGUGUUACCGGCAGCCAGAUUUUGGGAAAAUCGAAUUCGACAGGUUUUGGUUCCCUAAUGUGGAUGACAUGUGGAUUGUCAAAGUCGGGGAAAUCGACCCAGCGUGGAUGGUCCAGGUGGACCCAGAAUUGCCAUACAGAGAGCGGCUUCAACAGUUGGCGAAGCAGUUCAGAUACUGGGUGGACGAGAACAUCAUUGAGAUGGCACCCCUGGACCUGAACGAGCCAGAACCACAAGCUGUCUUGAAAGACGGCCGUUGCGGAAAAGAAGACUGCCAUGAGCUCAACAGGCACCGCAGUAUCAUGCUGUCCAAGGUUGCCUUCCUCGAAGGUAGAUACAGGACCCCUGAUGACGGACAGAAAUGGAUCCGAAUCAUUUCAUGGCAAGCUGGCGAAGAGAAAGUCGUUUACGAAAACAGGAUGAGAUGGGUGGUUGUCGAAAGAAUUCUGACGUUUGACUUGCAACGGGAUGGAUGGAGCGAAUCUGGAGUGGAAGUGAGACGACGUAGCAUUCAAGGUAAUUGAACUGGAUGGGAGACACCUUUGACAGGCUCAAGGCUUUGCUACUGCACGAUAAGAACAGUACCAAGGCCCUGGAUAACUAAUAUGUGCAUGAAGUUCAACAACGGCACCACUACAGGGAAGAACAAAUUGACAAUUGACACUCCCUGAGGGUAAAUGAAGAACAGGCAUGGAGAGGGGCUCAGGAUAUGAAGAAAAGUCAUUGGACUAUUAUGUCCAGCCAGAAAUGACGGGCACAACGAUAGGAACAAGCUGUGGUUUAGGCGCUAUCAUUUUACGCAACUCAAUGAUGAAACAAGUAACGGUAUCUAAUUAUUUAAGUAUUCAUUCAAAACAUACUGAGGUAUGUUGUUUCUGUUAGUUGUAUAUUGCAUUUAUUCAUUUGGGGUUCCAAACAAACAGAAUGAUUAAAGAAAUGGCAAAACUGAAAGACUACCUAUUUCCUCAAUCCUCAGGUGAACCUGCAUAUGAU